AAAAAGCUGUUAAUGGUCAAUUCUUACCAAUUGGUGGAGUGAACAUGAAUUGUAAUAUUCCUAGCGACAACGAUUCUUUGAAAAGAAUUAUGGCCUUUGAUGUAGAAUAUUCUGGCUUCAUGUUACCGCAGAUUAUUAAAGCUGGAACGUAA
This is a messenger RNA of Diversispora eburnea, 152 nucleotides long. NCBI's taxonomy places the organism in Eukaryota, Fungi, Glomeromycota, Glomeromycetes, Diversisporales, Diversisporaceae. The record is from the annotation of a GenBank genome assembly.